AUGAGAUCCCACACUGCUCUUCUGCUGGUCUCUCUGCUGGUGAUCUGUCACUCGGUUUAUGCAGCUAUCCUAGAAACCAACGGUUCCUAUAAAAGCUGCAGAUGCACAAAGCAGACUUCAGACUUUAUAGCGCCAAGAAAAUAUGAAAGUAUUGAGAUCAUUCCUCUUGGGGGUGCCUGCCGAACCACAGAAAUUAUACUCAAACUAAAAACAGGGCAGAAACUGUGUGUGCAUCCCAAGGCCCCCUGGAUGCAGAAAUUUCUGACUAAGUUACAUAACCAAAAGGAACAAACAGCUUCCUCACACAAAGAAUAGAAGAUUAAACAACUUUAGAAGGAAAAAAGGAUGGAGGGCACAAACCUGAUUGUUUCCUAAUUUUGCUUUUGCUUCCUCUUACCUUUGUCUUGCUC
Messenger RNA from Caretta caretta (loggerhead turtle), 410 nucleotides. RefSeq names its product C-X-C motif chemokine 13-like. Gene Ontology annotation, biological process: immune response; defense response; chemotaxis. NCBI's taxonomy places the organism in Eukaryota, Metazoa, Chordata, Testudines, Cheloniidae. Gene Ontology annotation, cellular component: extracellular region. Gene Ontology annotation, molecular function: chemokine activity. The record is from RefSeq and is a predicted model, not a curated record.